This is a messenger RNA of Gigantopelta aegis, 2289 nucleotides long. RefSeq lists its product as uncharacterized. Lineage: Eukaryota; Metazoa; Mollusca; Gastropoda; Neomphalida; Peltospiridae. Bases 300 to 1706 code for a protein of 468 amino acids. The record is from RefSeq and is a predicted model, not a curated record. The transcript has 11 exons.
GUAGUCUCUUGGUAGCAAACCUGCACAGGACGUGUAAGGCUGUAAGUGCGACCAAUCCUAGAAGUGACGUAAACACCUGUGACGAGGUGCUGACUCGGUUUGUCUUCCCAACAAGAGCUCUACCAUUCCAAAACACAGACAGAAUUCAUCUUCUUUUUGAAACAUCUAACGGGGGAUAUGUGAAAGUGAGAAACAAAACAUUUUUCUAUGAAGGACAGACGAAGCAGAAGUCGUUCAUACUAAACAUCGAUGUCAAUAAGCCGUAUCACUGUUCUAUAAAAUCACCGUGCGGUUACCAAAUGAUCAACGCUGAUGACGUCAUUAAACGGACUGAUGACUCGAGAAUUUAUAUCAAUACACACGGAUGGACGGACGACGAGUCUGGGAUAGACACUCUUAACAUUCAAAUCACCCAGCUUCGUUAUUCAGCUGGGAAACUACAGACUGCGUCAGGAAACACAGUUUUCCAAACCAUGGUGAACGUUAGUCAGGGUCAGACAGUGGGGUAUACAUUAACCCUUAAAGGCGUAUACGGCAUCUUGCUUUCUGCACGUGACAAAGUUAACAAUGAAAGGAAGGCUCGUAGCAUAGUUCUGUACGACCCCGUUUCCACCAUCACAACAAAAAAACCCCAGCCUCUUGUGAUAACAUCAGCUGUGGAGUCUACUAACUACACCUGGCAACUGGACACCUCGGCGAUAUCGGUGGAAUUCACGGACAGAUUCAUCAACAGCUUGCAGACGACAAACAACUGGCUGGCCCCUGUAGCAGACGACAGUGAUGUCGAUUCUCAGUAUGAUGACCACGAAGGGGAGAUCACCGUCGCUGGAAUCCCUAAUAAGCAAGGAAUUGUUAAAUUUAAGACGGCCUAUGUAGUUAACCCUGAUGGAGACGAGUUGACAAGAGAGCCAGAAGACGGGUUGUUCCAGGACCAAGGGUUGAAAACUGUUGUUCAGCUUCAUCCUCGACUGGUAGACGGUGAUCUGAUUUCUGUGUGGGUCAAGGCAUACGACGUUAAGCGUAACGUGGUUUCAGAACAGGUGCAUGUGCAGAUUGAUUCAUCACCACCCGUGGUCCAUAAAUUAACUUUGGAGGAAGACAGUAACAAGGAAACUAUCUUACGUAUUGAAGUAUCUGACGAAAACAGCGGCAUUGAGAGAAUUAACUGGAAGAUAACCGACACUGCUACAGACAUCUCGUUUGACUCUCACGUGAAGAAAGUUCCAACUCUGGGCGUCACUUCUUGUAGUCAGCUGUCAUCGCUGUCUGAGGCAAAAAGCUGCUACUGCACACCACGUUCCGUGUGUUAUUCAAAAGAGUACAGUCUCAAAUUAAUGAAUGUCCAGAAAGAGAAACCCACUUAUGUGAUUAGCGUGACGGUGUGGAACAAUGCUCACAAUUCAGUGACUAGACAAAAAGAAAUGAGUCCUUCUAUCCAGACAACAGGAGGUGAGAUUACCAAAGGGGAAGAGAAUUCCUUCACAUGGGGUCCAACUUUUGAGAGACUGAAAGGGAUACAAUUUUACAAAUAUGCUUUUGGACCACGAUGUUUCACCAUGGAUGAAGUGGUGUCAGAUUCUCUUAAUAUUAAGGUAACCAAGACAACGGAGACCAGUGUUUCGUGGGUAUCUUACAGUUGUGGCCUUCGACAGCGCGUCACAACCCAUUCAGUCCAAGUGCUCAGGCGUCCUCAGUGUUGGUGUUAGCAGAGCUGACGCCGCACCAGAUCCUGUCAACAUACCAAUAGUGGGGGCGGCAGCAGGCGGUGCUGUAGUUGUCAUAGUUAUCAUCAUCGUCGUGGUCGUGGUUGUAGUUAAACGCCGAAAAGCACAGAACGCGGACUCAGAAUACGAGCACUUGGAUCGAAGUCGACCAACAGCGAACAGGGAAGCGGUCUUCAACAUAGCCUAUGGACUAGAUGACGACUCCAGAAAUGACUCUCCUCAACGACCCUCUUGCACCAACGAGGGUGAUGUCGAUGGACCCUGUAGUAAAUUGGGGGCCGAAGGUGUGCAACUCCCAGAAGGCGUGUAUGACGUCAUUGGCCAUACACGUUUUGAGUCAUCUACUGAUUUCGAUUACCCAUUUAGUUCUCAUACAGAAAAAUAAACUUGUAAAAUAGUUGGUUAUAUCAUAGAACGCUUACGCUAAAGUUGUUUUGGGGGGUUUUGUUUCUGAAAAUUUCAGAUACAUUUAAAAGUUUGUUGAACAGUUAUUCAUUGCUGGAUAAUUCAAUAUUGAACUAUUAGUAUUAUUAGUGGCAGUAUUAGUGAUACAUUUUUAUAUUUU